ACCAUACCCCCUUCCUUAAAUUCAUGUUGUAUUCUAUUCUUGGAAAAUAAAGUUUUGUUAUAUUCGUUUGAUUUUAUUGACCUUUGUAGAGCUAUUUUCCUGUCUUCUUCCAAAUUCCUUGUUAAUAACUGUUUUUCUUUCAAUUCCUUAGGUAAUAAAUCUGUAGACUCACCACAAAGCAAAUAUUUAGGAGAAAAUCCUGUUACAGAAUGGUUUGUUUCAUUGUAUUUAUUUCUACAUUCCUCUGCUAGCCUUGACCAAUUUGUUUUACCUUUUGAUUCAUUCAUUUUGCACCUUAUUUUAUUCACAAGAGUUUGGUUCAGCCUCUCGUUCAACCCAUUCGAGAAUGGUGCAUCAACUGCUGUUAAUAUUAAUUUAAUAUUUCGGUUUCUAAGGUAAUUUUUGAAUUCGAUCGAAUUCAAAGCUGGAUAUUGAUCAGCAAGCAAGAUGUCUAUUGUUUCUUCCUUAGGAUUUUCUCUAAGAGUUUGAUGAAAUCUCGGGUAUUUUGAUUCUUGGAAUACAAAGCUUUCAUACAUACAGGAGGCUUUCAUACAUAUAAACUCCAAGAAGGUAUUAUAGUAUUUUUUUUGCCAAUAAAGAUCCUGAUUUUAGUAUAUUUUUAUUUGGUAACUAGCUGACCCGGCAAACUUCGUACUGCAUAAAUUUCUUUUUCACCUUUUAAACCUUCCCUGGACUUCCAUGAACAUUUCAAGACCAAAAUUAGCCAGAUCGGUUUAGCCAUUCUCGAGUUUUAGCGAGACUAACGAACGGAAUUUCAUUUUUAUUUACCUCUAUACAAAAAUGAAAUUCCGUUCCUAUAUUAGCGGUGGAAUUACCCGGAGCAUAUACAAAAAGGUUGUUUUUUUCUUUGAGGCAUUUUCAAAGAAAAUAUCAAAGCAAUAUACAAAACCGACAAUAUUUUAAAGAGCGGUGCAUCGAACAGUCUCGUAUGAUAGCGAAUCGUCUGUUCGUGGUCGUGACUUAACGAAUUGGCUACACUCACUGUAACGAUUGGCACUAUUCAAACUCAGAAGUAAAUACUUCUACUUCUACUUGUUUUAAAUGUCAAAUAGUAUCUUUACUUCGUACUUCAAACCAAUGGAGACACCUUUUGUACGGCAAUUCGACUCUAUUGUCUAUCUCAAUGGCUACGACCCGCAGUGGGCAGUGCAUGUGGGCGGCGUGCAGCGACGGCGGCGCGGCCUGCGUGUCGCUGGCGCUGCAGCCGCUGGUGUACGUGCGCGGCCCGCUCGCUCCCCCGCUCGCCCCCGCCCCCGCGCCCCCGCACGCCCCUGCCCCCGCGCACUACAUGCAGCCUGCGGCGGCCGCUCGCCUCGUUGCAUGGUCGUUGGGCCCGUACAGCGCGGCGGUGCGCGUGUGUGCGUCGCUGACGUGUGCGGCGGGCGCGGUACUGUCGCAUGCGGCGCCCGCCGUGGGCUGCGUGCUGGCGCCCGCGGAGGCCCCGCCCGACUUGUCACCCGACGGGUCGCCUGACGAACCUACCGACUUGUCGGUCGAGUUGUUGGUUUUGGCCGGCGAGGAACUCUACAAUCGUGAAUCGUCAAAACGACCGAAUCACAAAGAUUUAUCUCGAGAUACUUUUAACAUUGGCGAAUGUCACCAAGACCCUGUUGCGCUAAGACUGAGGCUCGCUAAAUGCGCGCAGCAAGCCGAAUAUGAACUGGAGGUGGCAGAGCGCGCGCAACGCGGAGCGCCGCGGGCCCCGCGCGCUACGUACCAGCUGCGCGGCCAGCGGGAAUGCGCGCGUGCUACGGAUGGCUGUACGUACGCCGUGCUGGCGCCCAGCGCGCCAGCGCCCUCGCGCUGCGGCCCCGGGCGCUCGCCGCCGCCGCCGCGCUGCGUGGAGCUAGCGCCUGAUGACGCUUGCCGUAUCCGUGGCGAUGCGCACCUCGACCCGUGCGCGCACCGCCCGCGCACUAUGAUAGAGAUCGACCGCAGUGCCAGCGCCGCGGCGCCCCGGCCCACUGCGGCGGCCCGGCCCGCCGCCCCGCGCGCUCCCUCCGUGGAGUGUGGCGGCGGCCCUGCACCGAGCUGGUGUGCCAACCCGCCCCCGCCGGCUUCCGCGCCGCCUCGCUGUCGUCGACCUACAAUUGUGGAAAGACUUCAGGCUCGUCCCCCGGAAUCUCCCAAUGAACGACGAAUUCAUACAUCGACAAUAUUCUCUAAAGCAGAGAAGUGUUCUAAAUCGACAACAGGUGGAUUAGAAAAUAUGCUCCGUUCAAAGCAACAGCUAAAAGAAGCCGGGCUCGGGCGAGUUGUGGUUGGCAAUGAAGCAGGGCGUAGCGCGCAGGAAGCUCCCGGCGGCAGGCUGGAGCUGGCGGUGCCGGCGGGCACGCGGCGCGUGGCGGUGCGCGUGUCGCUGGAGGGCGCGGCCGGCGGCCCGUGCCCCUCGCUGCCUGCGCCUCCGCUGUCUGCGCCUCCGCUGUCUGCGACAUCCUCGGCACCCGUGUGUGGUAACAAACCUUCCUUCUGUACUAAAGCUUCUACGACUUCUGUGAGACAGGAUUCUUGGCUUUCGAUAAAACAAAUUCAGAAAAAAUUAAACCGAUGCGGUGAAAGUUCCACCGAUAUAAAAGCAGUCUCGCGCAGCCCCGGCCGGAAGCACGGGACCAUGGCUCCGACCGCGCUGCAGAAGGCCGCCUUGCCCACCAGACGAUGCUCCUCAACGUCUGCUCUACUGGCAAACACUGUCGUAGUUGGCUCUGUCUAAAAUAGAAUGCAGUCGUGUGUGUAUUAUUUUUCAAUAAAAUAAUUAUACUUCA
Spodoptera littoralis (African cotton leafworm) is the source of this 2783-nucleotide messenger RNA. NCBI's taxonomy places the organism in Eukaryota, Metazoa, Arthropoda, Insecta, Lepidoptera, Noctuidae. The record is from the annotation of a GenBank genome assembly.